AGGCGAGGGGUCCGCCCCAAAGGAGCGGCGGGCAGGGUGUGGAGUUACUGGGCAGCGUGCCACGCGCGCUUGGAAGGAAGGAGGGAAGGAAGGAGGCGCCCGGCCAAGAAGGGGACGAACCGGGCUGGGGAGCCGCGCCUCCGCCGGCCGCGUCCGCCUUGCGCCUCGGCCAGCCUGCAGGGCGGCGUUCCGGCCUCGGAAACGCCGCCUUCUCCACCUCUUCUUCCUCCUCCUCCUCCUCCUGUUUGCACGGGAAGCGAGCGCGCCUUUCUCUGCGCCUUGCCGCCGCCUCCUCUCCAACGAUGCUGCCCCGCAGUCGCCUCCGGCCAGCCUGAGCGCCUUUGGCUCAGCUCGGCUCGGUGCUCCUGCAAGGGGAGCUGCUGCGGCUCGGCGCGAGGAGGAAGAGGAGGAGGAGGAGGCGAAGAAGAAGAAGGGGAAAGAAAAAGAAGGCUGCACGAUGCGGAAAAGAGGCAGCGCGCCGCCCCGCCGCCGGUGACCCCGGGCUCCGGGGCUGAGCGGAGGCUUGGGGCUGGGGGGAGGGGAGGGAAGGGAAGGGGGGCGGCCGGGCCGCUGCGGGUCCCUUCGCUCGCCAGGCCCGCAGCGCAGCGCUGCGCCGCCCCUUGCGCGCCCCUCGGCUCUCCCCGCCGCUGCGGCACUUCCAUCACCAUGCUGCGCCGCCAGCUGAACCGCUUCUUUGCUGGGGAAGAAAAGCGCGUUGGGACUCGGACUAUAGUGGUUGGCCACCACUUAGUUCCUCAUAUCGAAGCUUAUGUGCCCCAAAAGUUCUGCUCCAAUCAAAUUGUCUCCUCCAAGUACACAGUCUGGAAUUUUCUUCCCAAGAAUCUGUUUGAACAGUUCCGAAGAAUUGCCAAUUUCUACUUUCUUGUCAUAUUCCUUGUCCAGGUGAUCGUGGACACACCAACCAGCCCAGUGACGAGUGGCCUUCCUCUCUUCUUUGUGAUUACGAUUACAGCUAUUAAACAGGGAUAUGAGGACUGGCUGCGGCACCGAGCGGACAAGGAAGUCAACAAAAGUGUAGUCUUUGUGAUUGAAAAUGGAGAAAGUGUGAAGAAGGAGUGUGACAAGAUCAAGGUUGGCGACAUCGUAGAAGUGCCAGUAGACGAGACCUUUCCGUGUGACUUAAUUUUACUGGCCUCAAGCAACAAGGAAGGGACCUGCUACGUCACGACUGCCAGUCUAGAUGGAGAAUCGAAUCACAAGACUCACUAUGCUGUGCACGAUACAGCCAAGAUGAAUACAGUUGAAGCCAUGAACCGUUUGGUGGCCACGGUUGAGUGUGAACAACCCCAGCCAGAUUUGUACAGGUUUGUGGGCAGAAUUAACAUCUACACGGAUGAACCAGAACCAUUAGCCAGGCCGUUGGGUCCCGAGAACCUUUUGCUGAAAGGAGCCAAAUUGAAAAACACCCCAAAGGUUUACGGAGUCGCUGUCUAUACUGGGAUGGAAACCAAGAUGGCGUUGAACUACCAAGGGAAGACUCAGAAACGCUCUGCGGUUGAAAAGUCCAUCAAUAUAUUCCUGUUGUUCUACUUAUUCCUGCUGGUGAGCAAAGCUAUCAUAUGCACUACUUUGAAAUAUAUCUGGCAGAGUGUCCCAUAUCACGACGAACCCUGGUACAACCCCAAAACUCAAAGAGAGAGGGAAGCCUUCAAGCUGCUAAAGAUGUUCACUGAUUUCCUGUCCUUCAUGGUCCUCUUCAACUUCAUUAUCCCGGUCUCCAUGUAUGUGACUGUCGAGAUGCAGAAAUUUCUAGGCUCCUUCUUCAUUACCUGGGACAGAGAAAUGUACGAUGAAAAUAUCGACGAAGGCGCGUUGGUGAACACCUCUGACCUCAACGAAGAACUUGGACAGGUUGAGUAUGUGUUUUCGGAUAAAACGGGAACUUUAACGGAAAACACCAUGGAAUUCAUUGAGUGCAGCAUUGACGGCUACCGUUACUGCGGCUCCUUUUCACAAGUGGAUGGAAAGAAGUCUACAGGAAAAGCAGACAGGAAACAAGAAGAACUCUUCCUUCGAGCGUUGUGUCUCUGCCACACGGUUCAAGUCCAGCGAGAAGACGAAAUCGAUGCGGUAACUUUGCAGCCCGUAACGAAACGAAUCUAUGUUGCAGCUUCUCCAGAUGAAGUGGCUUUGCUACAGGGGGCUCAGAAGUAUGGUUUCACUUUUCUAGGACAAGAAAAUAACUUCAUGGCAGUAGAGAAUUCCCAAAAGCAGAUUGAGAGAUAUGAACUUCUGAAUGUCCUUGAUUUUGACUGCGUCCGUCGCCGGAUGAGCGUUAUCGUGAAGAUGCCGGAUGGAAGAAUAUUCCUGUUUUGCAAAGGAGCGGAUUCUUCCAUUUUCCCACGGGUCCCUGCCGCUGAAGCACAAAGGACAAGAGUCCAUGUGGAACAGAAUGCAGUGGAUGGGUACCGGACACUCUGUGUGGCCUGCAAAGAAAUAUCUUCCGCGGUCUACAAGGUUCUGGAGGCCCAGAUUAAGGAAGCCACCGUGGCCCUACACAACCGAGAAGCCAGGAUGGCCAAAGUCUUUGAUGAAAUUGAGAAGGACAUGCGUCUGAUUGGCUCCACCGCCGUAGAAGACAAACUCCAGGAGUUUGCAGCUGAAACCAUCGAGGCCCUCCACGCGGCAGGCAUGAAGAUCUGGGUGCUGACAGGAGACAAGCUGGAGACCGCCCAAGCCACCUGCUAUGCAAGUCGCCUCUUCCACACCAACACAGAGCUCCUGCUGCUGACCGCAAAAACGGUGGAGGAAGGCGACAGGAAAAUGGAGCAGCUUCACGAACUGCUGAUGGAUUACCACAAAAAGCUGGUGACCGACGCGCCCCAAGGGAAGAAAAACUGGGCAUCUAGUUCUGACUAUGGACUGGUCAUUGAAGGGGCUACCCUUUCCCUGAUCCUUAACCCUUCGCAAGAUUCCAACUUCUCCCAUUACAAGAACAUCUUCCUUCAGAUCUGCCUGAAGUGCACCGCCAUCUUGUGCUGCCGGAUGGCCCCGUUGCAAAAGGCUCAGAUCGUCCGCAUGGUGAAGAAUUCCAAAGGCAGUCCCAUCACGCUGUCUGUUGGAGAUGGUGCCAAUGACGUCAGCAUGAUUUUGGAAGCUCACGUGGGCAUCGGUAUCAAGGGAAAAGAGGGACGCCAAGCCGCCCGGAACAGCGACUAUGCCAUCCCCAAGUUUAAACACUUGAAAAGACUGCUCUUGGGUCACGGGCAUUUGUAUUAUGUCCGAAUAUCCCAUCUUGUACAGUAUUUCUUCUAUAAGAACCUUUGCUUCAUUUUCCCACAGUUUUUAUAUCAGUUUUUCUGUGGCUUUUCACAGCAGCCUCUCUAUGAUGCGGCUUACCUGACUAUGUUCAACAUCUGCUUCACCUCUCUGCCAAUCGUGGCCUACAGUCUCCUGGAACAGCAUGUCCCUAUUGAUGUAUUGUUGGCUUUCCCAAAGUUGUAUCUGAAUGUUUCUGACAACGCCAUGCUCCAGUUGAAGCCUUUCGUCUACUGGACCUUCCUGGGCCUUUUUGACGGUUGCGUCUUUUUUUUCGGUGCUUACUUUCUUUUUCAAUCUGCCUCGAUAGAGGACAACGGAAAGAUGGCAGGACUCUGGACGUUUGGGACAAUGGUUUUCACUGUCUUGGUCUUCACAGUCACACUAAAGCUGGCAUUAGACACUCGGUUCUGGACAUGGAUGAACCACUUUGUCAUCUGGGGCUCCUUGAUUUUCUAUGUCUUCUUCUCCUUCUUCUGGGGAGGCAUCAUUUGGCCUUUCUUGAAGCAUCAAAGGAUGCAUCAUGUUUUUGCCCAGCUGCUGUCCUUCGCCUCUUCCUGGCUGGCGAUUUUCUGCCUGAUCUUCAUCUCCCUCCUCCCCGAGGUCAUCGGCCUUGUAUUUCGACAUCUAAAAAGGAGAAGCAGCGAGCCCAUCCCUUCGGAGUUACCGAUGCUGGUGUCAUACAAGCAGCUAGAGAAUAGCCAUUCCGCAGAAGAGAAACCCCGAGAGACCCUCACUCACCUGGCUGAACGCCAUCUCAGGAUAUUUCAGAUGCAACAAUUAUAAUUCUGCUUUUUUUUGUUUUUGUUUGUGUGAUGCAAAGAGUUGCGGCCCGUCCUACCCAAAAGGAAGAUGAUGCCAUGUUAAAAAAAAAGAAAGAAAGAAAAGGGCGCAUGGGUUUGUUUUGCCUUUUUUUAAAAACCGGUGCAAAAUCUGAAAGAACUUGUGGUUGAUCUCUCCCUCCCUUCCCACCACCCCAUCCUCGUUAUCAUGCCAGCCCUGAGCACCCCAACUGGUCAUCGUGAUUGUGAAAAAUCGAGAGAGAUCUGGGACCUUUGAAACGAAAGACGCAGCUUCUGUUUUGCAAUGGGUUGUCGGGCGAGGAGGGAAAAAAAGGACAAUUUUCCAACUGUGGGCUUUUCCUUCUGAAACAGUAAAAAGAGCACAGAUUUUAAUUCUCACUUCGCGAGCGUCAAGCUGGACUACGUCUCUCAUCUAGCCUGCUUCCUUGCACCCACCCCGUGGCGUUUCCAUUCUUCGACCAACAAAAUUGGGUCAUGAAAUACUAUAUCUUCUUUUUUUUUCCCCUCCUCUUCCUAACCAACUCAGCGGUUCGAUUAAGGAAAUGGGGAUGGACGAGGAUGAUCAUUAAAGCCACUUUUUUAAAUACAAAAACACACACAGACACACAACGGGGGAAACUCGGAAGGCUGAUGAAAUGCACCGAAAGUUCUCCUCUUUUGAAAUGCAAUUCUUCCUCUGGCUUGAAGCUUUCACAUAAUCCAAAGUCAAGGUCCAUUUAAGAGUCAAAGUGCCUGGGCUUCAACCCUCUUUAUUUUUGGUUUUCUUUUCGCUGGACUAUCCUGGUUUUGUGGAAGAACUUUGUGGAUGUGGAACAUCAUGAGUGCAAGACUUGGCCAGUGGUGGAUGGCCAGUGGGCUUGUCAUCUUUUGUCAUGAAAAUUCUGUUCCCUUCUCAAACUAGCGGGAGAUUCCCAUAGGAGGUAAGGGAGACAUCUCCGUUGGGCCGUACUGGUUGAUUACCGCCAACCCUAAAAAAAAAAAAUUUACUAUUAUUUGUCUUGUGUCCAAAAGGGAAGAACUAAUACUUUAAGCAAUACAUUCUGGAUGUGGUAGGACAUUGCUUUGCAAAACAUCCGGGAUCGUCAGCUUCAACGUUUGGUCACCGUUUAGUGUGAAAACUAAAACAUUGACGGAGGUCAUAUUCUUAGAGGCACCCAAAUUUUUCUAAGACGUUUCUCAGAAGGAAAGAAUCAGGUGACUUAUCUGGUCACCCCGGUGAGACAAUAUGGGGGAUGAGAGUUGCGUUAGACCCAAAUAACCCUGGUUUUGUUUGGACCUCCCUGGUUUCAUCUUUUCAUUCCCCCUUAAACUCCGUUCAUUCAUCCCCCACUUAAUCUUUGGUUUAGAGUGUUCAUCUGUUCCCUGCAACCCAGUUUGGGCGGCUUAAUUGAGACCAACCUGGUCGAAUUUUCUCCAAGGCAUGCCACAUUUGAAGAAGCCAUCUCUACACAUCCUUUGAAGGUGUCCUGUAAAACCUUUUGGUGCACCUAAAACAACAACAACAACAUCCCUAUUUGCAUGAACCGAGCAGCAAAGCAUGUUUCCACGGCAAAUUUGGCAGAAUCCUUUGCAGCAUGGGGGAAAAAAAUCCAAGCCCUCCUCUUGAGAACCAUGGUGGCACGUGGAAUUUCCUCAAAAGCGUUUGAGCCAUGAUGGAGGAAGAUCUUAAGUUGGAUUUUGAAGGAGAGUCCAAGCUUGGAUGUGUAGUCGCAGUUCUUCCCCCAGCAAAGCAAGGCUGAGAAGAUACUCAAAAGUGUGUUGCUAGUAGGACACAGACAGAGGAAGGUCUGUGUAGCCCUGCAGAACAAGGGGUAUGUGAUAAAUUACUAUGAGUGUCUUUAACUCAGGUACUUAUUGUUAAGAUGGAGAGAAAAUGAACUUUAGAAACAAAACACACCCACCCACUAUCACCCAAGAGCAAACUCAUUUUCAGCGUGUUGACAAAUAAGCUGCAUUUUUUUUUCCAACCUUGCGAAAGGCUAUCAAGCUACCUGUUGUCUUAUUUUUAUCUUUAUUUUUUUGCAAAGGAAAAAUGGAGACCUGAAGCUGAGUACAAAUAGCUCUUUUAAAAAAAAGGAAAGAAAAGGAAAAAUGCUUGCAGGAUGUCAGCUAACCACAUUUUUUUUUCCAACUUAAAAAAAGAGAGAAAAAACUUGGUUGGUUUUCUUGAUGGUUUAUAUCAGGGGUCUCCAACCUUGGCAACUUUAAGCCUGGCGGACUUCAACUCCCAGAAUUCCCCAGCCAGCAAAGAUGGCUGGGGGAUUCUGGGAGUUGAAGUCCACCAGGCUUAAAACUGACAAAGUUAGAGACCCCUGGUUUAUAUGAUUCUCUGAUGCUUGUAACUGAAAACCACUCCUGCACCCAUUUUUAAUUGGGGAACAGGAGAGAAGGGUGGGGUUUUUUUAAAAAAAGAAAUAACACCAACAAUAAUACUUGGGGAGUUUGAGAAUUAGCUUUUCGUUCAAAGGAAGCCAGGAGAAAGCUCAUUCAGUUUCUAUUAUGGUUGCCUUCCUAGCCAAAAAGAGAUGGGUUAAAAAUAGAGGGGCAUUUUCCCCGGUUUUUGUGACAAAAAAAAAUGCAAUUAUAUAACUUUUUAAAAAAACCACGACCUCUGGAUGAAAAACCUGCCCAUCUCUUUAUUCUGGUCCAGCUAGAAUUUUGCUGUUUGUCACUAAAAGAAACAUCACGGCAAAAAUAAUCAUCAUUCCUUCCCCCCACCCCUACUUUUUUUUUCUUUUUAAACAAAAUAGGAUAGCUGGUUUCAAUCAAAGCUUGUAAUUCAUGUUGAAUUAUAGGGCGGUGGCGUGGAUGAAGAUGCUCCUUCUAACUUGACACAAUCAGGGACAAUUCUGUCGCCUCCAAUUUGGGUUGCACUGACUUUUCUGCCCUAAAGUUAAAUAAUGAAGUUUGCUUUGGGUGUGAACUCUGCUCUUCUAUGCCGGUUUGUUGGUUAACUUGAAGAUUGUAUAUCCUGGUGAGCUAACAUAGCCAUCAAUUCAGCCUCUGUAGGCUCAAGAUACUAGUUCUCAGUUUGAUAGUAGUCAGCUGACAAAACCAGCAAUGGAUCUUUGUGAGCCGGAAAACAGAAGGAAGAAUUAUAUAAAUAUACAUAUUUAUGUAUGUAUGUAAGAGAAGAGGAUGUGUAAAUAUGGGGAACAGUCAGAGUUGGGGUGUAAACAUUCUAUAAAGAUUUCAAGGUGCAUUGUUCAGCUUGCAAAAAACAACAACAACCAACCAACCAAUCCAGGACUACGUUAAUCACUUCAACUGUGAUUUUAUAUAUUCAUGUUGCUUUAUAUACAAUAAUCGUGGAAUGUUAAAUUUUAUGAAUGCAAUUGGCUCUUUUUUCAUUACAAUUUUUUUGACUUUUCUUUCGAAAUGAUCAAUAAACUUUGGUAUGUUCUGA
Ahaetulla prasina is the source of this 7488-nucleotide messenger RNA. RefSeq names its product ATPase phospholipid transporting 11C (gene ATP11C). Gene Ontology annotation, biological process: phospholipid translocation. The transcript is spliced from 29 exons. Bases 667 to 4065 code for a protein of 1132 amino acids. The record is from RefSeq and is a predicted model, not a curated record. NCBI's taxonomy places the organism in Eukaryota, Metazoa, Chordata, Lepidosauria, Squamata, Colubridae. Gene Ontology annotation, molecular function: ATP binding; magnesium ion binding; ATP hydrolysis activity. Gene Ontology annotation, cellular component: endoplasmic reticulum; plasma membrane; trans-Golgi network.